GUUGUUGUUUUGCGUCACAGGAGGGACGCCUCGUUCCGUCUCUUUAGUUGUUUUUUUAUUUUUAGACAAAAAGAAAACAACAACAAGUCCUCGGUAAAGUUUAGUGCUCGGGCUGGUUCUAAAAGCUCCACAUCAAAGCAGCCGACCGGGUGACGUGCUCUGCGCGCGCUCCAACUUUUCCUUUUAAACCUGGAUUAUUUCGCUUUCUCUCUCCGCUGUCAGUCGCUAAAAAUAGCCACAUAUGUGGAGGUUCGCUGCGAUGGUUUCUGGUUGAACUUUGUUUUUGUUUUUUUAAAACACCGAGAGUAAAAUGCAGAAGAGCGUGCGGUACAACGAGGGGCACGCGCUCUAUCUGUCCGUGGCGGCGCGUAAAGAAGGAACCAGGCGAGGCUACCUGAGCAAGAAGAGCGCGGAGAACAGCCGCUGGACCGAGAGGUACUUCGCCCUCUACCAGAACCUGCUCUUCUACUUUGAGAACGAGCAGAGCGCGAGGCCCUCCGGUAUAUACCUGCUGGAGGGGUGCACGUGCGAGCGCGCACCGGCGCCAAAGGUGUCCGCCAUCAGCAAGGAGCCCGUGGAGAAGCAGCAGUUACUCUGAUAUUGUCGUGGAGCGGGAGAUCUUGAUGCAGAAAUACAUCCACCUGGUCCAAAUCUUGGAGACAGAAAAGAUCGCAGCCAAUCAGCUUCGCACUCAGCUGGAGGACCAGGACACCGAGAUUGAGAGGCUCAAAGCUGAGAUUGUCAUGCUGAACAAAACCAAGGAGAAGAUGCUGCCUUACCAGAACAACCAAGAGGAGGAGGAGGACCCAGAUAUUAAAAAGAUCAAAAAGGUGCAAAGCUUCCUGCGUGGCUGGUUGUGCCGGAGGAAGUGGAAGAUCAUUGUCCAGGACUACAUCUGCUCUCCUCAUGCUGAGAGCAUGAGGAAGAGGAACCAGAUUGUGUUCAACAUGGUGGAAGCAGAAACGGAGUAUGUCCACCAGCUCUCCAUCCUGGUGAACUGCUUCCUCAGGCCGCUCCGCAUGGCUGCCAGCUCCAAGAAACCUCCCAUCAGCCACGAUGAUGUCAGCAGCAUCUUUCUCAACAGUGAGACCAUCAUGUUUCUUCAUGAGAUCUUCCAUCAAGGGCUAAAGGCUCGGAUCGCCAGCUGGCCAACAUUAGUUCUGGCGGACCUGUUUGACAUUUUGCUGCCGAUGCUGAACAUCUACCAGGAGUUUGUGAGGAACCACCAGUACAGCCUGCAGGUGUUGGCUAACUGUAAGCAGAACAGAGACUUUGACAAGCUGCUGAAACAGUACGAAUCCAACGCUGCCUGCGAGGGCCGCAUGCUGGAAACGUUCCUGACGUACCCAAUGUUCCAGAUUCCUCGAUACAUCAUUACGCUCCACGAGCUACUAGCACAUACACCUCAUGAGCAUGUGGAGCGUAAGAGCAUGGAGUUCGCCAAAUCCAAGCUGGAGGAGUUGUCAAAGAUGAUGCACGACGAGGUGAGCGACACAGAAAACAUCAGGAAGAACCUGGCCAUUGAACGGAUGAUUGUUGAAGGCUGCGACAUCCUGUUAGACACGAGCCAGACGUUUGUCAGACAAGGCUCUCUCAUCCAGCUCCCGUCCAGCAGCGAGCGGGGCAUGCUCAGUAAAGUACGCCUGGGCUCCCUCUCGCUGAGGAAAGAAGGAGAAAGGCAGUGUUUUCUCUUCACCAAACACUUCCUCAUCUGUACACGAACAUCUGGAGGGAAGCUUCACCUGCUGAAGCAGGGAGGAACUUUGUCUCUGAUCGAGUGCACGCUCAUUGAAGAACUGGAUGCUAAUGAUGAAGACUACAACGCUGCAGGUCAAGGCUUCAGUCACCUGGAGUUUAAGAUUGUGGUGGAGCCUCCUGAUGGUCAGAACUUCUCCGUUGUCCUCUUAGCUCCUUCCCGCCAAGAGAAAGCUGCCUGGACCAGCGACAUCAGCCAGUGCAUUGAUAACAUCCGCUGUAAUGGCCUCAUGACCAGCGUGUUUGAGGAAAACUCUAAAGUCUCUGUGCCACACAUGAUCAAGUCUGAUGCCCGGCUGCAUAAAGACGACGUGGACAUUUGCUUCAGCAAGACACUCAAUUCCUGCAAGGUGCCACAGAUCCGAUAUGCCAGCGUGGAGCGUCUGCUGGAGCGGCUGACAGACUUGCGCUUCCUCUCCAUAGACUUUCUCAACACCUUCCUCCACACUUACAGGAUCUUCACCACUGCCGCCGUGGUCAUCGACAAGCUGGCUGACAUCUACAAGAAACCGUUCACGUCCAUCCCUGUGAGGUCUUUGGAGCUCUUCUUCGCCACUAAUCAGGGCACCUGGGGUAACGACCCGCUGAACAACAAAUCUCCGAGGCUCUGCCGCAAGUUUUCAUCCCCUCCUCCCAUUACCAUCCCUUCCUGCACCUCCUCCCCGAUGCACUGCCGCAAGCUCUCCCUCAGUUCCCCCAUCAGCCUGAAAGUGGGAGCUCUAGAUCUGUCCACGACGCCCUCCUCCUCCGCAGCCAACUCUCCUACCUCCAGUCAUAUGUCCUCGCUGCCUCCGCUCUCCACCAAGGCCCCGCUGGACCUCAGUCGUGGUCCCAUCUCUCCAGAGCUGAGUCCAGCUGCGGGGGAGGAUGUCACUGGAGAGCUACCUCGCCUUGAUGCCUUCUGUGGGAAGCUGCGGCGCAGCUUUCGCAGGGCUGUUCUGGAGUCUGUAUCUCUGGACAAGUUUAUUCCUGAAUCACCAUCCAGCAGCGAGCUGGGCGAUUUGUCUCCCUGCCGCUCCCCGUCCACGCCGAGGCAUCUUCGAUACAGACAGGCAGGAGUCACAUCGGGGGAGAACUCUCGCUGCGCCAUGUCGCCUGCGUCGGCGUUCGCCAUCGCCACAGCUGCCGCCGGGCACGGCAGCUCGCAGGGUUUUAGUAAUGCUGAGAGAGCUUGUGACAAAGAAUUCAUCAUCCGCCGAGCCGCCACCAACAGAGUUCUGAAUGUGUUGCGACACUGGGUUUCUAAACACUCCCAGGAUUUUGAGAUGAAUGGUGAGCUAAAGACGGGGGUUAUUUGCCUCCUGGAGGAGGUGCUGCGAGACCCCGACCUGCUGUCCCAAGAGAGGAAAGCAGCAACCAACCUUUUAAGUGCCCUUUCUCUGGAAGAUCAGGAUGACACUCUGCUGAGGAUUGAAGACAUUCUACAAAUGAGCAAAAAUCAAACCAUGAGGUCAAAGGAACAGACAGAUCUGGGGAAGGCUGUAAGAGAUUUCUCCGGCACUGAAGAGCUCAGUGACUUCCAUAAAUCUCAGCUGGAAGAAGUUUGGGAGUUUCUGGGUCAGGGCUGGAUGAAAGUGGAUAAAACUGAGAGGACUCCGUACAUCAUGAAGACCAGUCAGCACUUUAAUGACAUGAGUAACCUGGUGGCGUCUCAGAUAAUGUCCCACACCGAUGUGAGCUCCCGGGCCAGCUCCAUAGAGAAAUGGCUGGCGGUGGCCGACAUCUGUCGCUGCCUCAACAACUACAACGGAGUGCUGGAGAUCACCUCUGCUCUCAACCGCAGCGCCAUCUACAGACUGAAGAAGACCUGGGUCAAAGUCUGCAAACAGACAAAGGCGCUGAUGGACAGGCUGCAGAAGACUGUGUCGUCAGAGGGGAGAUUCAAAAACCUCAGGGAGACACUCAAAAACUGCAACCCUCCAUGUGUCCCAUACCUGGGCAUGUACCUCACCGACCUGGCCUUCAUCGAGGAGGGGACACCCAACUUCACCGAGGAAGGUCUUGUUAACUUCUCCAAAAUGAGGAUGAUUUCUCAUAUCAUCCGGGAGAUCCGUCAGUUCCAGCAAGCACCUUACAGGAUCGAGCACCAACCCAAGGUCACCCAGUUCCUGAUGGAUAAGACAUUAGUGAUGGAUGAAGAUACCCUCUAUGAGCUGUCACUCAAAAUAGAACCACGAGUACCUCCUGGCUAACGUUAUACAUAUUUACAUAUCUGGGAGUCCAAACAUUAAAAAAAACAUGGGUUGUUCCGUAAUACACGAGCAGACAUUGUGCUUAGGAACAAAUGUGCCUUGUUUUAUAAUGACCUGAGUUGCUAAUUAAAAAAGACACACAACUUGUGUGUCAUAGUUAUGAGCACAGAACCCUCUGAACUUCCAUUUCUAGAUCGUUGCUGCUAACACACCAACAGACUAAAACAUUAUGUAAUGCUGUGCAUAAAAAUCAGAAAACUUUUACACAUUCUGUAUUACAGUACCACAGUUUGAGUAUCCUGCUGGUAUUUAACCUCAGCGUGCACUGUGCAUGCUGACAGGUGGCGGAUGUGAUGGUUCACGACGAGCCGGUUUAAAGUCUUUACACUUUGUU
This is a messenger RNA of Nematolebias whitei (Rio pearlfish), 4341 nucleotides long. Its product is annotated as ras-specific guanine nucleotide-releasing factor 2. The record is from RefSeq and is a predicted model, not a curated record. Gene Ontology annotation, cellular component: plasma membrane. Gene Ontology annotation, molecular function: protein binding; guanyl-nucleotide exchange factor activity. Gene Ontology annotation, biological process: Ras protein signal transduction; positive regulation of GTPase activity. Lineage: Eukaryota; Metazoa; Chordata; Actinopteri; Cyprinodontiformes; Rivulidae.